AAAAUGUAGUUAAUUUGAAUAAUGCUUUAAUCUUUAAUAGUUAUCUUAAUCAAAAAUUAGAAAAAAAAUUAGGAGUAAUCGAAAUUAAUUUAGCAAAACUCACCAAACUUAUAAGAGAAAAUACCAAAUCAGCUCAGUAUCGGUGUUCAGAAUCCUCAGACUAUAAUAAUAGAGGAUUGGAAAAAAGAUUAGAACAAAUUGAAGCUCACUUAGCCAAAUUUGCCAGAAAAGAUACUAAAGGUGCCAAAAUACCUCAGCAUUCCAAAUCCAGAAGUGGUCGAGUUCAUAUGGCUACAGUAGAUGAACAGUCUAAUCCCAUUUUUUCUGAUGAUGACACGUCUAAAUCUGAGGGUAAUGAUAAUGACUCUGAUAAUUCUUCAGCUGUAAACUACGCUGAGCAGAGUGGUCGUUCUAAUAAGUCCUCAAGCUCUAAAACUAAUAAUGAAUCCAAGCCUCAUAAG
Funneliformis geosporum is the source of this 461-nucleotide messenger RNA. The record is from the annotation of a GenBank genome assembly. NCBI's taxonomy places the organism in Eukaryota, Fungi, Glomeromycota, Glomeromycetes, Glomerales, Glomeraceae.